AUGCCUACCGUGGUGUCAAACCAAGAUACCUAUCAUGUAUCUGAUCAUCGCCGACAGUCGUCGCGGUCGCAGAUAAACCUCGCCGAUCUCAACAGAAACUCCCCGUCGCAGAUUCAAUCACCUAACCGGUCCCUGGUUUUUCUCCCUUCGACCACGUAUACACAACCGCAGCCUGCUACCCAGCGUUCACGAACUCCCUCUUCGCCCUCAGCCUCGAACCUCAACGUUACCUCCGACCCUGCUCGGGGCGAAGACCCUUCCGUCGACCCGCACGAGUUCUACAGACAGUACCAGGAACCUUUCUCGGGUGCAUCCCCGGCUGCCCUACAUCAAGCAGCCUUUCGGACCACGACUUAUGAUACUGGAGAAGGGCGGGCUGCUAACGGGCGAAAGUCCAGCUUCGCUUCUAGUCAGGCAAACGAUGGCACAUCAACGCGCCCUGGCAGGUCCUCCGUGACUUCGCGCAAACUAUCUCUGAAUACUCAGCAUCUGGCGAAUGGAACCUGGAAUAGCGAUCACACAAAGUCUUCUCCAGCGGCACCAAAUCCUUCCAGAUCGAGGAAGGCAUCUUUCAAGGACCUCGUAGCGCGCUUCGAUGCAUCGCCGGAAGAAGUCCCACCCUUGCCCAUCCAGCAAAUCCCCCGUCCCGUUUCAAGAACUGCAAGUCCUUUACCAUAUGCGUCCAAAGGAGCAGCGGACCUUCAUUCAAGCGGCCUUCCGCAACCUGCGAGACCGAGACCGGGGAUGUACGAUUCUAGAGGAACUAGGAAUGCAGCCGCUGCAGAAACCAGAGUUUUGAGCAACGACAACGGCCAACGCGGCGCUGGAAGCUCUCCUGGUCGCUUGACACAGGUCGUUAGUAAUCCGGAAGUGCAAGAAGGUGGCCGCAAACUACUCUUUGGGGAAGUUGUCCCCACACAGUCUACCUUGCCUGCUGCAGGCUAUGGUAUAUUUAAUCCCCGUCGCAGACGUGGUUCAGAGGGAUCUCCCAUGCACAGUCCGAAUCCCAUGUUUUCUUCAAUGCGGGGCCCUCCAAUCCAAGAAGAGUCCAAACCAUCUGCCAGCUUGCACUGGCAACCUCUCGGACAGUCUCAUGCUGGGCUUCCAUCAAUGCCACGCGAUUCUGGGCAGAAACAUCGACGAGCCAACAGCGAUUUCGCAGGGGCGCCGUCCAAAGCUCUUCACCAUGGGGGUCAAACUCAAUAUCCAGAAAGCAUUACUGGCGCAAACCAGAUACCCUAUCUGCUGGAGCCUUCAGCAAGAUCAUCCGGACAAUCACGAAUUCCAGUGAGUACACGACAUCACCGUAUGGCUUCCGAUUCGGUUGCCAACUCGCCUACUGAUUGCCUCCCUCUCUCCUCCCAACUUCCGUUACGCUUGCACGAAUCCGGACAAUCAUUACCGAAUCAUUCACCCUCAGGAGACCGCAAACCUGCUAGCCCCCGGCGUAGACCUCGCUCUCCCGUGAAGAUUAAAAGUCCAGGGAAGCAAGGCCGAGGGCCCCGUACCGCUACUGGGGAGAAAAGCCCUUCGCUCCGAGCAAACAUAAUCGCCCCUCCACCAAAGGUUUCGCCACCUUUGAGAAGCUCGAGGCCGCGAUUGCCAGUCUCUGCUGCCACCACUGCAGCAUCUCGUGCUAAGAUGGCCGAGAAAUUUGAAACGAUGGCGAAGCAACAAAAUGAAAAGAAAUCUCUCGGACGUAGAAGGCCACCGGAACUUACCGAUAUCGAUUUGAAAGCUCGACGGUUGAGAAUUACUCAAGCGUUGAGUAGGUCAAGAGAAGGGCAAGAACUUGAAAACGAAAGACACGGACUUCGUAGUAGCUCAGCUAACCAAACGAACAGCACAACUGCUUCUACUGAAGAAUCUGACAAAAUCAACCAGAAGAUUAUGGGACGAGAUGAGAUUCCGGCCGUGAUAGUGGACGAACCAAUCAUGGACACAUCUGAUGAGCGUGCAUUUUAUACCUCUGGGCACGAGCUUACACAAGACCAGCGAGCUUUCACCCUCAACGCUUUGAAAGUUGUCGAAAGCAGCACUCCGCACCCUGGUGAAGAGAUGGACUCUCCCACCCUUGGUCGCCCCGAAGCAUCCUUCAGUGACAUACCGUUUACGCUGAACACGCAUUUACUGCCUGCACAAUCCGAUCAAGAUCCUUACUCUGCUGCCGGUACCGAGAAGACUGACGCUACUGAAGCGACUAUGACUGACAUGGAGCCCGAACAUGACGAGACACAACUCCAGACUCGAGGCCAGUCGUUACUUAAUCAGAUAAGGGCUCUUCGAAGUCAGGGCUCGGACUCUCCCAUAUCCUCGACCUCGCAGGUCUCUCGUCUUCAUUCUGAUCAUGCUGAUGAGGUAUCUGUCCGCCUCAUGCUUCGAGAGACGACUUAUCUUGAUGACGAAGAGGCCGUUGAAAAAGGCUAUCGACCGUUUGUCCCCCCGCUUGACUCUGGGUCGAUGCGUCCUGGCAGCAAUGGAAGAAGCUCGUGGACUUCCUCAAUAGAAAACCACCGCGAAUCGGAGAUUGACGAAACAAUCGCAGCUGACGGCGAUCCAACGGUUUCGCUAGGUCGAGGAGAGGAAAUUAUGGAGGUGGAAUCCGAUUGCUUGUCUGACGGCUCCGGCGGCGAGGAUGACUCCGACGGGGGCGUUGAGUCGAAUGACACUUACACGAUUGUGAAUAUCGUUCUACAGCAACAGACGCCUUCCGGAGUUGUGGACCAACAGCUUGUGGAUAGCAUCUACCAUCGUAUUAUCCAGAUCUCCCCGGACCUAGCCGAUGCGGAGCGUGUUGAUGAGGGGAAAGUCAAACGCUUAUGUCUACAAGAGCUUGAAGAAUACAGCAGUCACUGGGAACAGGCUGAGAAUUCUCGCCCUCAGUCAGAGCAGUAUCUUCACUCCGAGUCACUCGAGGGAGUCCAACGUGACAUGCCCGGUGGGAAUAGUGACAAUUCUAACAACCUGCCUGAGGAUUCGGCUCUCCAUUAUGCGCCCUUUCAUCCCCCGCCCACGCAACGAAAUCAUCGAACCCACAGGUAUAAGCCCAGCUUGGACAGCGCAGAGGACUGGGCGGAGACCUCACCGUCAGUUGGGGACUGGCUACAGUUUGGUUUGCACUCACCGUUAGACGCUCGGUCGCAACGGGAGCCCUCUUCGUUGGCUCGAGAUGCGCCUGAGACCGGGACACUGGCAGCAAAAGAGGCGCUCUCCGAUCUAGGUUACGAAGAGACCAACUAUGUCGAUCUAAACAGAGGCACCCUGGCGGCAGAGGCGGACAUUGGUAUUCCACGACCCCCGUCCCACUCUCCACCACCGCCUCCAGUUACCAAAAUGCCAUCGAUCGAUCAGAUCUCCAGGUCUAGUUUGACCGGCAUCAAGCCAUCGAUGUCGCCGGCAGUCCCAGUUCCAAGACCCUUUACUGCAAUGUCACAAAUAUCUGCGAGAUCGAGCGUAGAACAUCAAAUGAUGCCAUCCAGCUCCAGCGCUACGAGGCCUUCUGUGGAAGAACAGACUGCUGAACAACGCCGUUUGACCAAGAGGAGGCAUGUGCUCAAAGAAUUGGUCGAUACAGAAUAUACCUACGAGAGAGACAUGCGAGUGUUGUGCGACAUUUACAAACAGACCGCCGUGGUGGCCAUCAGUGAUGAAGACAGCAAGAUCCUCUUUGGCAAUGUUGAGUCCGUGCAACAAUUUUCGAAAGAUUUUCUGGGACUUCUGAAACAAGUGGUGAGACCAGCCUACGUGAUGGAGAGAACUGAUCGCCGGAAAGAAACUAAUCGAGCCUCUACAUUACAAAGCUCGGCCACCUCGAUCGACAGUGUGGCAGACAUGACUGAUGCCGAAAAGGAUGAGCUCACCAGAGUUGGCCAGGCAUUUGAAGCCUCGAUAAGUGAUAUGGAGAAAGUAUACACUGAAUACAUUCGGACACGACAUGCGGCAAAUAAAAGAUUGGAAGCUCUGCAGUCAGCAUCUGCUGUCAAAGAAUGGCUCAAGGAAUGCAGCGAAAAUUCAACCGAUAUCACCAACGCUUGGAGCUUGGAUGCACUACUGGUUAAGCCGAUUCAACGGAUCACGAAAUAUCCUUUGUUGCUGAACCAGCUCCUAGAGGCGACCCCCAAUACACACCCGGAUGCCAUCUUUCUUCGCAGAGCAGCAGAAGAUGUCACUGAGAUUAAUGUGCGCAUUAAUGAGGUCAAAAAGCACACCGAGCUGGUCGACCAGGUUCUUAACAGGAAGCGGAAAGACUCGGACGUGCGAAACGGCUUCACAAAGGCAUUUGGUCGCCGUGCAGAAAAGUUGAGACAACAUGUGGGUAUCAAUGAAAUGUAUGAGGACGCAGAGUACACCAAGCUGAAAAUCUGCUAUGAUAACAACAUUGCUCAUCUUUUUUUGGUGGCGAGAGAUUGUCAGGGAUACCUUGAUGCCAUCAAACAGUGGGUCGUUCACAUGUGCGACCUUGCUGCUGCUGCGGAAGCAUGGGUUGAUGUUGGGCAUACCAGCCACUCCCAAGCUGAGAGCAGGCUCCGCCAGUUUGCCAUCGUGAUUCGUGGGAUCACCUCGAUUGCCCUUCCAGAUCACGUCGACCAGGUGACGAGGCGGAUACUGGAGCCAAUGGGGGAGACGACCGCAAUGUUGGCGAAGUUCAAGAACGAUACCAAGGGGUUGGUCCAGAAACGGGACAAGAGGCUGCUCGACUAUAACCAGUUCAAGAACAAGAGGGAUCGAGGCGAAAAGCUCGAUAAGAAGAUGACAGAGCGCAUGGAGCAAUGGGAGGCCCUAAAUCUGGAAGCGAAAGAGAGAAUGAGACGCCUCCUCAAGUCUACGGGAGAACUAGCGAAGUCGUGCCUGGCAAUUCUUCUUGAGCUUCACCUCAGUUGGUUGGAAAUGUGCAGACAGAAGUUUUCGGCCUUGAUGGAUGUUCCGCUGGACAAAUUGGACAGAGCCGAUAUUGUCAAGGACUGGCAGGAGGAUUUCGAUUACCAUGAGGCUGCGGCCUUGACUUUGAGCAUCUGCAAUGGCUCGUUGCUAGCCGAGGCUGUCAACAUGGUGUCAUUCCUGACCCCAGGAUCAACUCUGGCUAGUGAGGACUCCCCACGACAGCCUUCUUGGAACAGUGUGACCAAGCGGUCGGUUUCAGCAAACGAAGAAGGACCCCAGCUCUCAAUGGCAGAUCAAUAUUAUCGGAACAGCGGAGGGCCGCUCAGCUCCCAGAACGACGAUCCAAGUGAGCGAAGCUCCUUCACUUUUGUCAAUAGUCGAAUUCGUGCGACGUCGGCGACUUCAGGAAGGAUACCCAAGACUCCAGAGACCGGCAGCCGGGGACCGGCUGCCUCAAUCCACACUGUCAACAGCGCAAACGUCUCUCGACCUGGUACUAGCCCGGGCCAGAUAGAAGAAACCCGCCAUUCAACUCCUCGACUGAGCCUGGAAGCGCCCUCCCCUUCAAUUGGUCCUCUAGUCGUCGAGUCGCCGAUGCGAGUCAAACACGCCUCCACCUCUACGUUCUACUCAGCAGCCCCUGAACCAAAUCAGUCGCAGUCUAGCCUGCACGCCAUGAGUGGAGCGAGCACUUUCUCGCCCGCUAUGCCGAGAGGUCAGGAUGGUGAGGAAGGGGAGGAAUCUGAGACCGCUGAGGCACAUCCAGAACCGGGGGUCUUGUUCACUGCAGCCAGCGUUUAUGAAUUCAAUAUUGACCGAUCGAGGCAACAAGGCGGGUUCCGGUAUCUGACUUAUGUUGCUGGGGAGAUAUUCGACGUGAUAGCCGAGCAGGGGGAACUCUGGCUAGCCAUCAAUCAAGAUGACCCGACCAGAGAGAUCGGCUGGAUUUGGAACAAACAUUUUACGAAACUGACAGACUGA
Messenger RNA from Capronia epimyces CBS 606.96, 5862 nucleotides. RefSeq lists its product as uncharacterized. The transcript has a single exon. Gene Ontology annotation, molecular function: guanyl-nucleotide exchange factor activity. The record is from RefSeq and is a predicted model, not a curated record. Gene Ontology annotation, biological process: intracellular signal transduction. NCBI's taxonomy places the organism in Eukaryota, Fungi, Ascomycota, Eurotiomycetes, Chaetothyriales, Herpotrichiellaceae. The coding region runs from base 1 to 5862 and encodes 1953 amino acids.